Messenger RNA from Alternaria ethzedia, 396 nucleotides. RefSeq lists its product as uncharacterized. NCBI's taxonomy places the organism in Eukaryota, Fungi, Ascomycota, Dothideomycetes, Pleosporales, Pleosporaceae. The record is from RefSeq and is a predicted model, not a curated record. The transcript is spliced from 3 exons. Bases 1 to 396 code for a protein of 131 amino acids.
AUGUCCGAACAACCAACACCACCAUCAAGUGUGCAGCCAACAAGUGCGCAAGCUACAGAAGAGCGCGUCAUCUCUAGCCAAUGGCUUAUGGACAAGCUCAAGAAAAAGUCCCGUGAAACCAGAGAAGAUUACCUCCGUAUCCUCCGUUGCCGAAUCAAAGAAAGCGCCGCAGAAAACAAAUUGCAACAGGCACGCAACACCACAAUCUCCGAGUUCGUACUACAGAAACUUCAAGGUAAAGGCCCGGAACACGAUUUCGAUGCGGCGAGGGAGUAUGAGGUAAUGAUGAGGUGGAAGCUGCUUAUUGACCAGGCUGUCAGUGAUGCUAAGCAUGAGGGGCUGGUGGAGCUGGUGAGGAGGGUUGAGGAGCUCAUGGAUGAGGAUGGGGGAAGUUAG